CCCAUUGGUCGCAGGGAACGUGCGCGCGCAGCGGCCGGGGAACGGAGGAGGUGGGCCGAGCGAGUGAGAGAGGGAGCGAGCGGGCUCGUGCGCAUGCGCAAAGCCGAAGCCCCGCCUCCCACCAAGGGACUCAUUGUGCAGCAACCGGAUUGACUCCUUCUCGUCCGCGCGGGCCGCCAGCGGGAUCCUGUGUACUUCCUUCCCUUUUCCUUAAAGCACCUCAGCAAAGCGAGCGCGCUCCCGAUACGCGAAAAAAAGAGGGGUCCUGCGACGGAAACAAAAGGGGUUUGGAACCAUUUUGCGUCGGGGGGAAAAAAGGGGGGUUGGCUUUUCUCCCUCAACGCCAACAUCACCACUCUCCUCUCCCCCCCGCCCCUCUCUCAAUCUUUGGCUUCCUCCUUUGCGCGUGCGCACACUGCCGUCUCCCUUUUUCCUCCUCCUCCCACCUGCGCGGGCUUGAGUCUGUCCUCGCGGCCUCCCAGCGGCGCCUCUUGAUUGGCUGAAGCGCGCGCGCUCUAGAGAAAGAGCGAGUCUUAGAACUUCUCCCCCCAACACCCCCCUCCCGCUUUGAGGCGCAAGCUCGCGACCAGAAAAAAAGGGAGGGGGCGAAAAAGGGCAGGGCCAGGCGGCCAAUUAGAGGACGCGUCGCGGAAACCCGUUCCUUGGCCUCGAGGCCUACGUUGAGGAGCGAAGAAACGAGCGCGCUCCCGACGCUCUGAGAAGGCAGGCGGGCGGGCAGUCGCGCGCGCGGCCUAGGCUCCUCCUCAAGCCUCCGCUCUCUUCUUUAAGAGCCCUCCUCGGUUUUUGACCACCCUCUCGGUCUAGAGAGAGGAACCCCUUCGCCGGCCGGCUUCCUUUCCUUGCUUGCCUCUGCCGCUUCCCCUUCCGGGCCAGAAAGGCCUCUGAGGGAAAACUAGGCCUCUUAUUCUAUUAUUCUUCGUUCCCAACGGCCUCCGUUGCGCCUGUGCUCAGGCAGGCAAGGCGGACGGGCGGGCCCGGGAAGCUCCGCCAUGUUGAAGCAGCCGCUGCCGCCGCCCUCCCCGCAACCCGCCCCUCCCGCCUCGGGCCCGGCGCCCGCCACCGCGCCCACGCCGCCCCUCGCCGCCGCCUCGGCUGUCACGGCCGUCUCACGCAAAGCCAACCCGCCGCCCGCCAGCCCCAACGGCAGCCUCAGCCCCGGGGCCGCGGGGGGAGCCCGGGUCGCGACCGUGGCGCCCCCCGGGAGCGGAGCAGGAGGAGGAGGGGGCACUCCGGGAGGAAGCGGGACCAGGGGCCAGAGCACAGGCAAAGGACCUCCACAGUCUCCUGUUUUUGAAGGUGUUUAUAACAAUUCACGUAUGCUGCACUUCCUCACAGCAGUUGUGGGAUCUACAUGCGAUGUGAAAGUGAAAAAUGGAAGCACCUUUGAGGGGAUUUUUAAAACCCUUAGCUCCAAGUUUGAACUAGCUGUGGAUGCUGUGCACAAGAAGGUGCCGGACCAACCAGUAGGACCCAGGAGGGAGGAUAUUGUGGACACUAUGGUGUUCAAGCCUGCUGAUGUCAUGCUGGUUCACUUCCGCAAUGUUGAUUUUAAUUACGCCACCAAAGAUAAAUUCACAGAUUCUGCUAUUGCUAUGAAUUCCAAGGUGAAUGGAGAGCACAAAGAGAAGGUGCUACAACGCUGGGAAGGGGGAGACAGCAACAGUGAUGAUUAUGACUUGGAAUCUGAUAUGUCAAAUGGCUGGGACCCCAAUGAGAUGUUCAAGUUCAAUGAAGAAACGUAUGGUGUGAAGACCACCUAUGAUAGCAGCCUUUCUUCUUAUACAGUCCCUCUUGAGAAAGACAAUUCUGAAGAAUUCCGGCAGCGAGAGGCCAGAGCUGCGCAGUUGGCGCGGGAGAUUGAAUCAAGCCCACAGUAUCGAUUACGUAUUGCAAUGGAAAAUGAUGAUGGGCGCACAGAAGAGGAGAAGCACAGUUCUGUUCAGAGACAGGUGUCAGGAAGAGAUAGCCCUAGUCUGGCAUCCAGAGAGGGCAAGUACAUACCACUUCCCCAACGUGUCAGAGAAGGCUCACGAGGCGGAGUACGUUGCAGCAGCUCUCGGGGCGGGAGGCCAAGCAUGAGCUCCUUACCUCCCCGUGGAAGCACACAUCAUUCAGAAAGCAACACCGGCUCCAUUCCAGAACAACGAGGGAUAAAUGGAGGUCCAUCCAGAAUGUCUCCAAAAUCACAACGACCUAUUCGGGGGGCCAAGAGUAUGUCUUCUCCCUCCAGUCGCCCCAUGGAAGUUUCAGCUGCUUCUCCAACAGUGGGCCGCGUCUACACUCCACGUUCUCCAAAAUCUGCCUCAGCUGUGCCAGUCUGCUCUCAGGAUCCCCCAGUGGGAUCGACUGCCACUGCUGCUCCUGUGUCACCCUCUGAAUCAAGGCCUGUAAUGGAACCUAGUGCUUCUCCAACCCCGCCUUCUCCCAAGGUCCCAGCAUCUGCUCCUGUAGCUUCUGUUGAGGUUAAAGAGGUGCCUAGCUCUGUCACCAAAGAACCCAGCAGGACCUUGGAGGUUAUGGGACCCUCAGAUUUAGUCAAACAAGCAAACAAAGGUCUUCAGAAUGAGCAAAAGAGGAAUCAGCUAGAGGAGCUGCGUAAAUUUGGAGCCCAGUUUAAGCUGCAGCCCAGUUCCUCCCCAGAGGCCACACUUGACACUUUUCGGCCCAAGGAGCCUCUUGAAGGGAAGGUGAAGGACAAGCCCCCAGAGGCAUUGGCUGGGGCAGGGGGCACUUGCGAAGUGCCUGAGGAGUCCCCCAAGCCUAGCCUAGAACUGUCUGAUGGCAGCAGCAAGGAAGAGAAAGUGUCCUGUGAAGGCAUGGAACGCCAGACUCAGACAUCUAGCCCUCUGGGUAAAGGGGACACAGAGGACAAGGAAGAUGGCCCUGUCUCAGAGCAGGUGAAAAAGUCAACACUGAAUCCUAAUGCAAAGGAAUUCAAUCCAUCAAAGACUCUCCUGUCUGUGAACAAGUCAACAAGUACGCCCACAUCACCUGGACCACGCACGCACUCUACGCCCUCCAUCCCAGUCAUUACACCUGGGCAAAGCGGCAUGUACAGCACACAAUACAUCUCUUAUAUCCCACAAAUCCAUAUGAGCCCAGCUGUGCAGGCGCCUCAGAUGUACCCUUACCCUGUUUCCAAUUCUGUGCCAGGACAGCAGGGCAAAUAUCGAGGAGCGAAAGGUUCUCUGCCCCCUCAGCGUUCAGACCAGCACCAGCCAACCUCAGCUCCUCCUAUCAUGCAAGCAGCUGCAGCUGCUGGGCCCCCACUUGUGGCUGCCACUCCAUAUUCAUCAUAUAUUUCCUACAAUCCCCAGCAGUUCACAGGACAACCCACUAUGAUGCAGCCUAUGGCACACUAUCCAUCGCAGCCUGUCUUUGCCCCUAUGCUGCAGAGCAACCCACGCAUGAUGGCAUCUGGCAGUCAUCCCCAGGCCAUUGUAUCAUCAUCUACUCCCCAAUAUCCCCCAGCAGAACAACCUACUCCUCAGACUCUUUAUGCCACAGUGCAUCAGUCGUAUCCCCACCAUGCUACACAGCUACAUCCGCAUCAGCCUCAACCAGCUACCACACCCACCGGCAACCAACAGCAAGCGCAACACGCCGCCCCCAGCCCUGUGCAGCAUCAGGCUGGACAAGCUCAUUUGGCCAGUGCCCAGCAGCAGCAGAACCUGUACCACACAGCCACGCUGACGGCUACACCACCAUCCAUAACCCCAGGGCCCAGUGCCCAAUCUCCACAGAGCAGUUUCCCCCAGCAGGCAGUCUAUGCCAUUCAUGCCCACCAACAACUGCAACACGGCUAUACCAACAUGGCCCAUGUCACCCAGGCCCAUGUCCAGACUGGAAUUGCAGCUGCCCCACCUCCACACCCUGGAGCUCCACAAGUCAUGCUGCUGCAUCCCUCGCAGACCCAUGGCGGACCCCCGCAAGGAGGUGUGCCCCAGAGUGGUGUGCCUACCCUCUCAGCUUCCACGCCCUCCCCCUACACUUAUAUAGGGCACCACCAAGUUCAGUCUCAUCCUUCCCAGCAGCUUCCAUUCCACACCCCUGGGAACUGAUGUCCACGCUUCUCCCUGUGACCUGAGACCCCAGCCAGCCUUGGCUCAGUGGCUGGCCCAAAGCCUGGGCCAGCCCUCAUGCCCAUGGUAGAGGCCCCUGGAGGGGUGCAGUCUGGCCUGGCCCGCCCCCCCUCGCCAAGCACCUUCCUUUCCGUUGGUUUAAUGAAGCCCACUUGGGAUGCUGUCAGCCAGCGGGACGGAGCAGGGUCCUCCCCCCUUGCCUGGAGAAGGGCAGAGUUUCUUUUCUGUUAUUUAUGACUCCAUUCGGGCUCUUAGAGCAAAUGCCACUUUCCCACAUUAACUUGACAAGGACAUGACCAGAUGGACAAACCUUGACUUUUUAUUAAAUAAAAUAUUUAAAAAGUUUAAAAAAACCAAUAAAAUUUUAAACUAACUAA
Anolis carolinensis (green anole) is the source of this 4480-nucleotide messenger RNA. It is a transcript of the gene atxn2l, whose product is annotated as ataxin 2 like. The record is from RefSeq and is a predicted model, not a curated record. NCBI's taxonomy places the organism in Eukaryota, Metazoa, Chordata, Lepidosauria, Squamata, Anolidae. Gene Ontology annotation, molecular function: mRNA binding. Gene Ontology annotation, cellular component: cytoplasmic stress granule. The transcript is spliced from 23 exons. The coding region runs from base 1011 to 4082 and encodes 1023 amino acids. Gene Ontology annotation, biological process: cytoplasmic stress granule assembly.